Hyalella azteca is the source of this 827-nucleotide messenger RNA. Its product is annotated as alpha-crystallin A chain-like. Gene Ontology annotation, molecular function: protein folding chaperone. Bases 151 to 735 code for a protein of 194 amino acids. The transcript has 7 exons. The record is from RefSeq and is a predicted model, not a curated record. Gene Ontology annotation, biological process: protein refolding; response to heat. NCBI's taxonomy places the organism in Eukaryota, Metazoa, Arthropoda, Malacostraca, Amphipoda, Hyalellidae.
GCUGGUAAUAAUAUUUACCUAAAUACGAACUAAUUAAAAUUAAUAUGUUAAUUCGAAGCAGGAUUAAGAUUUAUUAACUGCAGGCAUUUAGAAAAAUCUUCUUCGCAUUAUCGCAGAGACAGAAAGUUCUUUUCUCGCAGAAAAUUGAAGAUGAGUCGUCACAUCCCGCUGCUGUGCCGCGACCCUUUUUUCCGGGACAUCGAGCGGGACUUCUGGGGUGACCGCGUCUCUGGCGGCAGCAGCGGCAGCAGGGCGGCGCCAGCGCCAGUGUGGGAAGGCAAUGUCCCGGCCAAACUCUUCGAUCAGAACUUCGGCGGAGGUCUGUUCCCGGACGACACCAACGCUGGCACAUCGAGUCUGUACCACCGCAGCCGCCGCGGUCCCGUACACAAGUCCGGCGUCUCGACCGUCAACACUUCGCUGGAGAAAUUCUCGAUAAGCAUUGAAGUGCCUCAGUUCACCCCUGACGAGCUGAAGGUGAGGGUGAGCCAGGAGGGACAGCUGCUGGAGGUCGAGGGUAAGCACGAGGAGAGGGCAGACGAGCACGGUACGGUCGCACGGCACUUCGUCAGGAAAUAUCGUUUGCCCGACGACGCGAUGGUGGAGUUGGUGACGUCAUCGCUCUCGCCUGAUGGAGUGCUGACGGUCGAGACGCCGCGCAAGCCUCCUGAGCCCCCGAAGCCUUCUGAGCGCGAAGUGCCGAUCCUCAAGACUGAGAGGAAGAGCGCUCAGUGAGCGAGGAGCUCUCAACGCUCUCAAGUCUACGCGUAUGCAUCAUCUCAUCGAUAAAAAAUAUUACUUAGUACUCACUGCAGUGAGUGACAGAG